Messenger RNA from Mytilinidion resinicola, 413 nucleotides. RefSeq lists its product as uncharacterized. The record is from RefSeq and is a predicted model, not a curated record. NCBI's taxonomy places the organism in Eukaryota, Fungi, Ascomycota, Dothideomycetes, Mytilinidiales, Mytilinidiaceae. Bases 110 to 370 code for a protein of 86 amino acids. The transcript has a single exon.
GAUUCCAAAUGAUCUCAAUCCUAAAAGGCUAUGAAGGAAUAAUAGCCGGCUCUUGCUAGGCUUCUAUAGAUCCUUCAGUAUACACCUUGAAGACCAAGAUAAAAGAAAAAUGACUCAAAUGAUCUCAAAUUUCGCCAAGUGUGGUAGUCCGAUCGGUCGAUCCUGUCUGUCGACGAAGUUUUCCGUAAGCCCUAGUCCCCUAUGCGCCGUGAUGCACCGAAUUCAAACUCAACGAAUGCGCCCCGGUCACCCAUGUUCUUCCUCUUAUCCCAGCCCCUGGGUGAAAUCGAGUGAGUUCGUAGAGUUUCGCGAAAUGCAAACGGAGAGUAGAAAGGCCUGUGCCAAAGCUAGAUCUCCAAAACAACGCUAGCAAAAUUGUCUGUGUUUACUUGCGUUCAGAUGCAAGAAGACUU